AACUUGUUAAAUAAAUAUCCACCCCAUUGAGUUGGUUUGUUUUUAAAUCAUUGAGCCACACUACUGAUCAUAUAGUGGCUUGAUGAUCACUUUUACCAUCCCUCCCCUCUUAAACUUGUUCUAGUGCUUGAUAGAUAGAACAUUUACCAUGAUGUCAGUGAAAAAUUUUCCUGAAGAAUGCUGGGAAUUGGUGUUCAGAUUCAUUGGCCAUGGUCGUCAUUUGGAAUCUCUAUCUUUGGUUUGCAAGCAGUUCCUUUCCAUCACAAACCGGCUUCAAUUUUCUCUCACAAUACAUGAUCCAACCAUUCCAGUCCUUCCUAGGCUACUCCUGAGGUUUCCAAGGCUCAGAAUCUUAGACCUCAGUCACUUGAAUAGCCACCAUGAAGGCUUGCUUCGUCAAAUUUCACAAUCCGGUUUGGAACUUGAUUUGCUUAAUCUGUCCAACCAGAGAACACUUCCUGUUGAUGGCUUGCGAGAACUCGGCUCAAAGAUGAAAAAUUUGAGGGUGCUGAUCUGCUCAAACAUUGGUUCUCUUCGCGAUAGCCAUCUUGUAGUCAUGGCUUAUUGUUUCCCAUUUCUCGAAGAGCUUGACAUAAGCUUCCCAUUGGAUUCUCAAGCAUCUGAUUUUGGGGUGCUAAGGCUGUCUUCAAUGCUUGAGAAUCUUCGCAAGAUUAAUAUCUCUGGUAAUUACUUGAUCACUGAUAAAUCCUUGUUCUCUCUAUGCCAAAACUGUUUGUCAUUGCAAGAGAUUUCAUUCUUCACCUGUUUUAAGAUCACUCAAUUAGGCAUUGCCUCCGCGAUCCGCCUCAGACCCGGUUUGAAUUCCAUUUCCUUUAACAUUGAAAAGAAAAGAAUACAUGGACCUGGUUUAACACUCGCCCCCAUUGACUUGGAUUUGAUUGAUUCAUUCAGCAGUUUGAAAAGGUUAACUGCUAUUGAUUUGUCAAAUUCUGUUAUCUCGGAUGAGUUUCUCUUUGCAGUUGCAGAAGGUGGAGGUCUUCUGCUAAAGAAACUUAUCCUCCAAAACUGCUGCAAUUGCACAUUUUCAGGAAUCUCUUAUGUGCUAUCCAAAUGUCAAUCUGUUCAAUGCUUGGAUCUUCGGAAAGCUGAUUUUUUAACUGAUCAAUGUAUCCGCAAGUUAUCUCUAUUUCUUCUUAACUUAACUUCUAUAAACCUUAGUGGUUGUUGCCAGCUGACCAAUUCAACAUUUUUCAUACUCACAAGAAACUGUUCUUCGCUCAGUGAGAUCAAAAUGGAGAGAACAUAUCUUGGGGUGGAAGGGGAAGAAGAAGAAGAAGAUUCAAUGCCAGAUUCUUUUGUCAACCUUGAAGUGAAAAAACUUUAUUUGGGUGAUAAUGUUUUGCUGAGUGAUGCAAGUCUGAUAAAAUUUGUUUCCAUUUGCCCCAGUUUGCAGCUUCUUGACUUAACCGGUUGCGAGGGUGUUUCUGGUGAAUGUAUUGGUGAUGUUUUGAAGAGAUGCUGUGAGAUAAGGCAUUUGAACCUGGCCUAUACAGGAAUGAAAGUGUUUGAGAUGAUGGACUUUGAAGUUUCCCAACUUGAGGUGUUGAACUUGUCAGGGUCAAGAAUUGAGGAUGAAGCACUUUCAAUAAUCUCAAAGAGGUGUAGUGGACUACUACUUCUGGAUAUCCAGAGUUGCUGGCAUGUUACACCAAAGGGUGUAGGUGAAAUAGUUGAAAAAUGCAGGACGUUGAAAGAGUUGAAUCUAAAGAAUUGUAGGUUGGUGAGUGAUGAUUUUGUUGCUUGGGUGGAGAUUUCAAGACCAUCAUUGAGAACAAUAACAACACCUUCUGAUGUUGGUGUUUAUUGCUGAAUCAAUUAGCUGAGGAAACUCAUUGUACUUGCCAGUGUUAAGGAUCAUGUGCGUUAAGAGUAGAGCUAUUUUAACAACACAUGCUCACAAAGAAAGGAACAAAAAGAAGAUGGAUGAUAUGAUAGAAAGAAAUAAGAAAAAAUGUAUGUGUUUUACGAGAAUGUAUUGUUAGAACAGCGUUGCACUGUUAGUAGCAUUCUUAUGAUAAGUUGCAAGCUGUGUGUGAUUCUUUUCGUUAUUGUUGUUUUUUUGUGAUUGAGGAAAAAGUUGAGGAAUGUAACAUUAAUGUUGGGAAAAAGAUGAGGCAUGUAACUCUACAAAAAAAAAUUAAUAAAUUAAACUCUACAAAUAA
Messenger RNA from Glycine soja, 2183 nucleotides. Its product is annotated as F-box/LRR-repeat protein 2-like. The transcript has a single exon. The record is from RefSeq and is a predicted model, not a curated record. NCBI's taxonomy places the organism in Eukaryota, Viridiplantae, Streptophyta, Magnoliopsida, Fabales, Fabaceae. Gene Ontology annotation, cellular component: SCF ubiquitin ligase complex. The coding region runs from base 149 to 1831 and encodes 560 amino acids. Gene Ontology annotation, biological process: SCF-dependent proteasomal ubiquitin-dependent protein catabolic process.